AUGGGAGGAAAACAGAAAAAAGUGAUUCCAGUCAACAGCCACCUGCAGAAUCCUAUUCAAGAGAAAGAAGCACUGAAGAGUCAUAAUUGUGUCUUGAUUUGUAAAUCGGAGACAGAGGGAAACAAAAACCACACUCCAGAAAGUAGCUUAAUUGGACUCACUACUAAGAUGUUAAAAGUGAAGAGGCUGGAAGAAUUCAACACAUGUUACAACAGCAAACAGCUGGAGAAAAUGGCCCUUUUUCAGUGCAGGGAAGAGGUGGAGAAAGUGAAGCAUUUUCUGGAAGAAAAUUCUGGGGACCAGGAUUCAAGACCUGAGCAUAAUAAGGCCAAGGAGGUGUGGUCAAAUGCCGACCUGACGGAAAGGAUGCCUGUCAAAAGCAAAAGGACAUCAGCCUUUGCAGUUGACAUCCCGGCUCCUCCUGCCCCAUUUGAUCAUCGUAUUGUGACAGCCAAGCAAGGAGCGGUCAACAGCUUCUAUACUGUGAGCAAGACAGAAAUCCUAGGAGGAGGGCGUUUCGGCCAGGUUCACAAGUGUGAGGAGACGGCCACAGGUCUGAAGCUGGCAGCCAAAAUCAUCAAGACCAGAGGCAUGAAGGACAAGGAGGAGGUGAAGAACGAGAUCAGCGUCAUGAACCAGCUGGACCACGCGAACCUCAUCCAGCUGUAUGAUGCCUUUGAGUCUAAGGACGAUAUUGUCCUGGUCAUGGAGUACGUGGAUGGUGGGGAGCUGUUUGACCGUAUCAUUGAUGAGAACUACAAUUUGACGGAACUUGAUACCAUCCUGUUCAUGAAGCAGAUAUGUGAGGGGAUAAGGCAUAUGCAUCAGAUGUACAUUCUCCACUUGGACCUGAAGCCUGAGAACAUCCUGUGUGUGAAUCGGGAUGCUAAGCAAAUAAAAAUUAUUGAUUUUGGAUUGGCCAGAAGAUACAAACCCAGAGAGAAGCUGAAGGUGAACUUUGGAACCCCAGAAUUUCUCGCCCCUGAAGUGGUAAACUAUGAUUUUGUUUCCUUUCCAACUGACAUGUGGAGUGUGGGGGUCAUCGCCUAUAUGCUACUUAGCGGUUUGUCCCCUUUCCUGGGUGACAAUGAUGCCGAGACGCUGAACAACAUCCUGGCCUGCAGGUGGAACUUAGAGGAUGAAGAAUUUCAGGACAUCUCAGAGGAGGCCAAGGAGUUCAUCUCCAAGCUUCUGAUUAAGGAGAAGAGUUGGCGAAUAAGUGCAAGCGAAGCUCUCAAGCACCCCUGGUUGUCAGACCACAAGCUCCACUCCAGACUCAAUGCCCAGAAGAAGAAGAAUCGUGGCUCUGAUGCCCAGGACUUUGUGACCAAAUAGUCUACAGGAGGCACCCAUUUGAAAGGAAAACUGCUGCGGUUGCUGCUGCUUCGAGAAAAUUUUUUGAAAAAUCAGCAGUUCUGAUGCCUUGACCCCUAUGAUGAUUGGCAGUCUUAGCAGGGGGAGCCCUCGACCCUGAAUUUGAACUUGAACUGGAGUUCCUCUGCUGCGUUCAGAGGGACGCCCAGCGCCGCGGUCUGCUCUCAGGUCGCAGACACAUCCCUGCACCCGGUGGUAGUGACGCUGGGAAGAUGUUCCCUGCCAUCUUGAGAUUUUUUACUUCUAAAAAAUUUGUUUUGAUCUUAGUCACUGGGGCAGGGGGUGCAUUGUGUCUGCUAUUUCUCAGACGACUACAGCCAUGACACUUGAGAUUUGUCGGAGAUUUUAAAACUGGAGGAUGCAUUUGGAGGGAGGAAGCUACUUCUAGCCAUUAGACUAUGCCUUUUGAAGGGGCAAUUAGAUGGCCAGAAAGAAUUCUAACUCCCAUGCCCCCUUGAAGACGUAGUUUCUCAGACUCUGUCAUUUUGAUUUGGUCUACGGUCAUGUGACUACAAUGGAUAAAUAAUUUCCUUGCUGGAACAGAAGCCGUCUUUGAAUUCUCCAACAAGAGGCAUCAGCCCCUGUGUCUUUCCUUUAUUCUUACUUGUCCCGGAAGUGCGUUUUCUUCCAAGUAGCUGAUUCUGUUUUUCACAUCUAUACUCCCUGCACCCUUCUGACUGACAGUUCAUCCCCACAAAACACAUUGGUUUUGAGAGGUGAUGCGAAAAGUAUCUGCUUAUGGUUGGUCUUUGAAAUUCUGACCUUUGGAAUAAUGUCAACAGCCACAAGAGGUUUCCUCAAGCCCCAGUUGUCAGCGAAAAGAGACGGAUCUGCACCUCCAGGAGCAAG
Messenger RNA from Piliocolobus tephrosceles (Ugandan red Colobus), 2223 nucleotides. RefSeq names its product myosin light chain kinase family member 4 (gene MYLK4). The record is from RefSeq and is a predicted model, not a curated record. NCBI's taxonomy places the organism in Eukaryota, Metazoa, Chordata, Mammalia, Primates, Cercopithecidae. The transcript has 13 exons. Bases 1 to 1335 code for a protein of 444 amino acids. Gene Ontology annotation, biological process: protein phosphorylation. Gene Ontology annotation, molecular function: ATP binding; protein kinase activity.